AUGCGUCUCCUCAAACGACAACCGUUGGCUGGAGUCAGCACUUCCAACCAGUUCAGCCUGACCGAGUUCCGUCCUUCAAAUAUCCCACCAGUAUAUGCCAUUCUAUCCCGCCGAUGGGGGCCCGACGAGGUCACACUGAAAGACGUGGAAUCGGGUACUGCUGAGACAAAGGCUGACUAUCGGAAGCUCGAGUUCUGUGCGGAGCAAGCCGCUCACGAUGGGAUUGUAUACUUUUGGAUCGAUACCUGCUGCAUCGACAAAGCCAACAACACGGAACUCUCCGAAGCCAUCAAUUCGAUGUUCAAGUGGUACCAAAAUGCGACCAAGUGCUACGUGUACUUGGCCGACGUACCCAUAUAUAAUAGCGCUGGUGGUACACCCACCAAAGACCAGUGGGAAGCAGCAUUUCAAAAAAGUGAAUGGUUUGAUCGAGGCUGGACGCUCCAAGAAUUGAUCGCUCCUCAGGCGGUUGAGUUCUUCUCCGUGGAGGGUAAGAAGCUGGGUGACAAGAUGUCACUCGAAGGACCGAUUCAUCAAGUCACCGGGAUUCCAAUCGACGCUCUUCGAGGCAAGCCGCUCGCGCAAUUUGACGAGCAAGAGCGACUUUCAUGGACAGCUAGGCGCGAAACAACCAUCGAAGAAGAUGCUGUAUACUGCCUCCUGGGCAUUUUCGACACCCAUAUGCCCCUCAUCUACGGUGAAGGACGGCAAAAAGCGUUGGCGCGGCUGCAGAGAGAGAUUCGAAUAUCUGCUGACCCUGCAUUGCUCGUCGCAAGCGAUACCCCAUGGGUUGUGCCCUUCGAAAGAAAUCCACGCUUCACUGGCCGCGAGACACAGCUUGGCGACCUUCAAGGAAAACUUUUCGCCAAGGGCCACACCUCGAAAAUUGCCAUCACAGGACUCGGCGGGGUGGGCAAGACACAGCUGGUGCUCGAACUGCUCUACAGAACGAAGACGAAGCAUAAAGGUUGCUCGGUCCUAUGGAUACCGGCCACCAACACCGAAAGUCUGCACCAAGGAUACCUCAUCGUGGCACGACAGCUUGAAAUAGCAGGGCACGAAGAUGACAAGGCGGACGUCAAGAAACUCGUACAGGAUUACCUAAGCAAGGAAGACACUGGCCAAUGGUUGCUGGUGUUUGACAAUGCUGACGAUAUCCAUAUGUGGAUGACACCUCUGCCUACACCAGCGCGCCAGGAUGUGGAGGGCUCAGUGCAGAUUUCUUCGGGUCAACCUUCCCGUUUGAUCGACUACCUCCCCAAAAGCAAGCGAGGAUGCAUCAUCUUCACAACGCGUGAUCGGAAAGCAGCAGCCAAGUUAGCCCAACAGAACAUCAUCACAGUGCCAGAAAUGAGCGAAACGGCGGCAAGAGAGCUCCUGAAGAAAUGUUUAGCCACUCCUGACCUCGUCGAUCAUCUACCGGACGCAACAGCACUACUGGCAGCGCUCACACACCUGCCACUUGCCAUUGCCCAAGCAGCGGCUUACAUCAACGCGAAUGGCAUUACGCUCGCUGAUUAUCUAUCACUCCUCGACGAGAAGGAAGAAGAGACAAUCGAGGUUCUGAGCGAGGAGUUUGAGGAUGGCGGAAGAUAUCACGAGGUGAAGAACCCUGUGGCCACCACAUGGCUAAUCUCGUUCGAGCAAAUCCGACAGCACGAUCCUCUGGCGGCCGAGUACCUGUCGUUCAUAGCUUGUAUCAAUUCCCGAAACAUACCGCAGUCUCUUCUCCCAUCAGAAUCGUCGCGAAAGAGGGAGCUAGAAGCUAUCGGCACUCUCACUGCAUACUCUUUUGUCAGCAGGCGACCUGUCGAGUCUGCACUCGAUGUCCAUCGGCUGGUACAUUUAGCGACCAGGAACUGGCUUCGAAAGGAAGGAAUGCUGAGCCAGUGGAUGGAGAAGACCAUCACACGUCUCGAGGAGGUAUUUCCAGACGAUGACCAUGACAACAGGAGCAUCUGGAGAAUAUACCUCCCGCAUGUGCGCCAGGUGUUAGAGUCGGAUCUGAUCAGUAACAGUGGGGAGAAAAGAAUGGCUCUCGUGUGGAGAUACGGACAGUGUCUUUACAGCGACGGAAGGUGGAGUGAGGCCGAGGCGUCGUUUAACGAAAUUCUUGCGACAGAAAUGAAGACGCUCGAUGAAGAGAGCCCUUCAGUUCUGAGCAGCAUGGCCUGGCUGGCGUCGACGUACAGUAACCAAGGCCGGUGGGAGGAGGCGGAACAGCUGCAGGUGCAAGUGGUAGAGACUUUUAGGACAAAUCUAGGGGCUGAGCAUCCUUCCACGCUGACCAGCAUGGCCAACCUGGCGUUCACGUGGAAAGGGCUCGGUCGAGACGUAGAAGCGGUACAGCUGAUGAAGGACUGUGUCCAGCGUCAAACUCGUAUCCUAGGCGCUAAGCAUCCUGAUUCUUUAUCUUCUCAUCUUGCGAUAGACGAAUGGGAACUUGAGCAUUCAAGGCGUUAG
Molecule: messenger RNA, 2463 nt
Organism: Lithohypha guttulata
Lineage: Eukaryota; Fungi; Ascomycota; Eurotiomycetes; Chaetothyriales; Trichomeriaceae
Exons: 1
Coding region: 1-2463 (820 amino acids)
Molecular function (GO): protein binding; ADP binding
Source: RefSeq, a predicted model, not a curated record